Messenger RNA from Racocetra persica, 135 nucleotides. NCBI's taxonomy places the organism in Eukaryota, Fungi, Glomeromycota, Glomeromycetes, Diversisporales, Gigasporaceae. The record is from the annotation of a GenBank genome assembly.
AAAGAAGCCUUUCAUGUUGCUCAAGAUGAUAUUAAUUUUCAAGGUGAAGGUUAUGAUGAAGCUUAUAAUAAUUUUCAAAAAGGUAUUUCAUCUAAUAUUAGAAAUUAUGAUAAGGAUAAUUAUGAAAGUAUUUAG